AUUAUCGUUUAUCACCAAUCACAUGUCUGUAAUUAUAAGUAAGUUUCUGAUUUUAAAGCUUAUCUAAAAUCUGUGGCUGCAGUCACGUGCGGACCCCACCAAUUUUGCAAUCGAUUAUUAGUCUAGUAGCCCCCAUUAAUUAUAAAUAUUGAUGGAAAGGGAUUUUCAAAUCCUAUAAACUUCUUCUUUGUAAGUAACAAGUAUGCCACCAAUUGCUACUACAAAUACUGAAUUAAAGCCAUGGGUUGCACCUGUGGAAACUAGCUACCAAUUAGACUAUGCUGAUCUUGUAACUAUUGAUCUCUCUAAAUUCGGACAUAACAGACAUCAACUUGCUGAUGAUCUCCAUAAUGCCAUUAAGAAGAAUGGAGGGUUCUUUGGUGUUAUUAAUAGUGGAAUUGAGCAAACAGAAAUCUUUCAAUUGGGACAACUGUUCUUUAAUGAUUACAGUUUAGAAUCUAAAUCAAAAGUUCCAGUAAAUUUUGAGACUGGUAACUAUUUUGGAUAUAAAUCUAAAGGGAACAAGUACUUGUUUGGGACUGAUGUUAAGGAGAAUUCAGAAAUCUUUAAUAUUGCCAAGUUCAAUGGUUUGAAUGAUGAAUUUCAUGACUUAGACUUUGUUCAUAAUAACUAUGAUCAACUCUCUAAAGUGUCACACGAAUGCUUUGAUAUUGUGAGAAAGUUAUUGAUCCUCUUUGCUAUUAUCUUGGAAUUGGAUGAUGAAUUAUAUUUCGUUAAUCGUCACAAAUAUGAGGAUCCUAGUGAUGAUCAAUUAAGGUACAUGAAGUAUCAUCCUCGAACUCCUGAAGAUGAUAGUAAAGUCGAUAACAUUUGGGCUCGAGCUCAUACUGAUUUUGGGACAUUAACUCUUCUUUUCAAUCAGUUAGUGGUAGGAUUACAAAUUAAGUUGGGCGAUCAAUGGAAAUACGUUAGACCUGUUAAGGAUGGUAUUGUUUGUAAUGUUGGAGAUACACUUAACUUUUGGUCAGGAGGUUACUUUGAGUCGACUAUUCAUAGAGUUGUUAGACCUCCACCAGAUCAAGUCAAUAAGCCACGUAUUGGAGCCUUUUACUUUCUUAGACCUGGUGAUAAGGCACUUAUUGAAGUUGCACACUCCCCAUUAUUGAAGAGAUUGGGUCUUUAUCGAGAGACCAAGGAGCCUAUUAUAGGGACAGAUUAUGUAAGAAAGAGAGUGGUAGAUUAUCAUAAUAGACCUACAUAUGAGAAGCAGAGUAAUGUUAAGUUUAAGGUAGGAGAGUUUGAGAUUACUGAUGGAUUUGAUUAA
Messenger RNA from Scheffersomyces amazonensis, 1285 nucleotides. Its product is annotated as flavonol synthase. The coding region runs from base 203 to 1285 and encodes 360 amino acids. The record is from RefSeq and is a predicted model, not a curated record. NCBI's taxonomy places the organism in Eukaryota, Fungi, Ascomycota, Pichiomycetes, Serinales, Debaryomycetaceae. The transcript has a single exon. Gene Ontology annotation, molecular function: 2-oxoglutarate-dependent dioxygenase activity.